Messenger RNA from Oncorhynchus gorbuscha (pink salmon), 1629 nucleotides. RefSeq names its product ceramide-1-phosphate transfer protein-like. NCBI's taxonomy places the organism in Eukaryota, Metazoa, Chordata, Actinopteri, Salmoniformes, Salmonidae. The transcript has 2 exons. Gene Ontology annotation, molecular function: ceramide 1-phosphate transfer activity; ceramide 1-phosphate binding. The coding region runs from base 208 to 858 and encodes 216 amino acids. The record is from RefSeq and is a predicted model, not a curated record. Gene Ontology annotation, cellular component: membrane; cytosol; cytoplasm. Gene Ontology annotation, biological process: ceramide transport; intermembrane lipid transfer.
CGCGCUUCGGACCGGCGCAGACCUGCGCACUGUGGUUUGGCUAUCUGGACAAACAGGGUCUGCAAGGGGUUAUCAGAAUGCAUACUUUUGGUAGAAAUGUGUUAUUAUGAUCGGUUAUCAAAGAUCAGAGGUUAAAUAGAACCCAGUCAAGCUUCUAAAAUCGCUACUUUAAUUAUUGUUCAUUUUUAGACGUACUUCCGGGUAGCCAUGGCUGUAGCAUUGGAGGAUCUGAAAUUCACUUUACAAGAGGUUCUUGACACUUUUAAGUCAUGCCUCUCUGAACACAAAGAAGUAUUCCUUGAGCAUUACGUAGGAGGGUGGCGUGGUCUCGUAAGAUUCAUGAACUGCCUGGGGAGUGUGUUUUCCUUCAUCUCCAAGGAUGCUGUCAACAAGAUCCAAAUCCUGGUCAACCAUCUGAAUGGUGAGAAUGGGGCCCACUACGUCACCAUCCAGUCUAUGGUCAAGUAUGAACUGGACAACCAACUGGUGGACCUGACCAAGAGAGGCAGUUUCCCAGAGUCCGGCUGCCGCACCCUCCUGAGGCUGCACCGUGCCCUACGCUGGCUGGAGCUAUUCCUGGAGAGGCUACAAACCAGCACUGAGGACAGCAAUACCUCGGUCAUGUGCUCUGAGGCCUAUAAUGAGUCCCUCGCCCAGCACCAUGCAUGGAUCAUCCGCAAGGCUGCCGGCACAGCGUUCUGGGCUCUCCCAGGUCGUGCUACGUUCUUUGAUGUGAUGAAUGUAGGUAGCCCAGAGCAGGUGAUGGCUGUGCUAGGGGACACCCUGCCUCUCAUCUCUGAGGUAUACCAAGUGACAGAGGACCUCUAUGCCCAGAACAACAUACUGGAGUUGCCCUAGUAGGCAGAAAGUACUGUAGUAGUAGCCUGGUGGUCCUUGAUCUGUUUGUGUCUUAACAACUCCAAUGGAAUUGUUCAUAGGAGUUGGUAAGACUGCAUGAACCGAUCUGUGACCACCAAGCUACUGUAGCUCUAGUGGUCCAACCAGCACAUCAAUGCUGGCAAGCCAUGCUGCUCUGGAUCUUUUCUUGGUGACCAUUUAUGGUGUAUAAGGAGGGGAUUAUUAUUGUAUAUAAUAUGCACAUUAUACAUUAUGAUAUAGGGCAACAUUACCCAUAGGUUUCUUUCUAAAUGUAAUUCUAUGGCUUCCAGUGCUGUUUUUGUUCAACACACAUUUCUGGCAUUACAUCUUCUCCUUAAUGUACUUUAAGUAAGCAUCAUAGUUUAUUUAACUCUCAAAGUAGGUUGUGUAUCAUUACAAAUGCACUAGCAGAUUUAAAGGUUGUGUGCCUGUCUUGUUAAAUCUCAAGAUAGACAUUUUAUUUUUUGAAAUAUAAACCAGUUAUUUUACAGUUUUAAAUGUUUUCUGUUGACUAUGAAUUAAGUUAAACAUUAUACACUGUGACAUGAUAGGCCUAAGCUAUGUUGUUUUUGUUCUAUUUCUGCAAUGAUUUAUGCAUCUCUAUCAUUUUGUCGUGAUGUUAUAUAACCUAAGAUUGAAGAAGGAUAUUAGUGUUAAAUCUGGUGUAAUGUUUCAAUUACAGUUCUUGCACAGUGCAAAACAUCUCUAUCUGGACUGGAGGCAGUUGUGAAAUGAAAUGGAUGCUACUGA